AUGUAUUUAUCUUUCAUUAUAUAUUUAUUUAUAAUUUCAAAAAUAAAUAGUUCAUUAAAUUUGAAAAGGGAAGUGAAUACAUUAAAAGCGUUUCAUUUUCUUAAUACGCAUUUACAUAGAAGAAAAUUUUUUUUAACAUAUUUAACAAAAAAAGAAUCAAGCCGUCAUGAAAUAUAUAGAAAAAGAUAUGAGAGGCAAUUAAAAGAUGCAUUACAAUCAAUUAUAUAUAAACAAGGUAUUAAACUAAAUUAUAAGUAUCAUAUAGAUGAAGAUAUAAUAGAAGGAAUAAGUAUUUAUAAAGUUGAAUUAAGUAGUGAUUGUUCUGUUGCUAAAGUAUUUGUAGAAAUUAUGGGAGAUUCUAUCGAUUCUAGACAAGGAUAUAUAUGGAUUAAAAAAAACACCAAAGGCAUCCGUUAUAAACUAGCUCAAUUAAUUAGAGACAAAAAAAGAGUUCCUUUUUUAAAUUUUGUUUUAAGUAAUUUAAGUGAACAAACACAAUUAUUUUGUGAGAUAGAAAAUAUAAAAGAAUAUUAUGCAGAUAUGUUUAAAGAUGAAAUAAAAAAUGAAGAAGAGUUAGAAAAAUAA
Messenger RNA from Plasmodium gallinaceum, 585 nucleotides. RefSeq names its product conserved Plasmodium protein, unknown function. Bases 1 to 585 code for a protein of 194 amino acids. Gene Ontology annotation, biological process: rRNA processing. The record is from RefSeq and is a predicted model, not a curated record. The transcript has 2 exons. NCBI's taxonomy places the organism in Eukaryota, Apicomplexa, Aconoidasida, Haemosporida, Plasmodiidae.